UUUGAAAUACAUUUGAAGCUUUGUUAUAGCCAAUAAUGUGUGAAAUUCACUGAAAGGUCAGUAGUUUUUCCUGCUGGAAUGUAACCUUUAAAUUGGCCUGUUAAGAAAAUAUAAGGUCUUCCAUAUACGUUUAACCUCGUUUCUCAGAAAAGCACGACUUACUCUGAAUGCAUGAGGCAGAAAAGCAGUAGGAGGUUUGGCUCUAGAGAACAUUUUGUUCACCAAGUUUCAUUCCAUUAACCAACCACUUGUGCUACAUACAACAUCAAACACCGUUGAGUGAACUGUUGCAAGUUGCUUAUACUUCAAAUCAGACAUGUAUAAAUCGCUCGAGCACUCGAAUGCAAAUUACAAUUAUAUUCCAUCAUGUGGCGCGCAUCUUCAAGUGCGCGUUUGACAAUAGCUUCAUAUUUGCCAAACAGGAAGUUGUGGCGUUUUGGUAACCGUCUCAGACAUAUUUCACCAGUCACCGUAUUUACAAUCUUGUCUGGAAAUAGCUUUUACUCAUUGUGGUACUCAAUCGCAAAAAAAUGCUGUCUUGUCUGUUUCAGCCUAACAUCUUCCUGUAGACACAACACGUGAGACACAUUGUAUCUCUCCUCCUCUUACUCUCCUCAUUCAUCUCCUCCCAGCCACUCAGAGUGGAGUGCUGUGGUCGAACUUGCUCUCAGAGGGUCACUUUUGAUCAUCUCUGGACAGGAAGCAUUACUGAGUGUGAGACACUCUUCUCAUUUUCUGGAAGGUCACGUGAGACCCAAAGCCAGACUGAAGCGGUACAGAGGCUGAGGUGCUGGGUUUAGGGCUGCUGGGAUUGGGUGGACACCCUGCUGAUGUUGGAGACGGUGGAGAACAUCGUAUCUGUGAUCAGAGUGAUAUGCAGAUGGCUAUGAACGUGACUUUCAACAUGACAAACAAUUCAUCGUGUGUGGUUAUGACCCAGUCGGCGAGUCAUCUGCUCAUGUCUAUGAACAUCAUUUCCUUCAUCCUGGGGAUGCUUUUUAACCUCAUCACCAUUGGUCCCAUUAUUCGGCAGAUCUGCAGAAAGAACAUUUUAGGGGUCUACCUACUCAGUCUCUCCAUAUCUGAUCUCCUGUACAUUCUCACCAUGCCUCUGUGGAUCUAUUAUUUUGCUAACAACCACAAAUGGAUGCUCAGCCGCGCAAUGUGUAGCCUCGUUGGCUUCUUGUACUACUCCAACCUUUACAUCAGCAUCUUUCUCCUCUGCUGUAUCUCCAUCGAUCGAUGCCUGGCAAUCACCUUCCCGCUGCGGGUCAAAGCCUUUCGGCGCCGACGUUAUGCCUGGCUGAUCUGCGGGUUGGUCUACAUUUUUGUCAUGUUUUUGCAUUCUCUGGUGUUGUACUUAGACAAACUAUCGCAUCCGCUGGAUGACAACGAGAUGAGAUGCUACGAGACCUACCCCAUGACUGAACGCAUCGCCCUGUUCAACCUGAUCCGCGUGGCCAUCGGUUUCCUAUUGCCUCUCGUGGUCAUCACCAUCUGCUACUGUUUGAUCCCGAGCAAGGUGCAACAAAGCACUGGGGUGGAUGAGCAUGGCAAACGCAAAGUGAGACUGCUGUCUAUGGGAGUCAUUGGCAUUUUCCUAUUCUGCUUCGCCCCGUACCAUAUUCUGCUGCUGGUACGAUCUAUCACCUUCUUUUGGGUGGGUGAUAAAGACAGUUGCAGAUUCGAACAACUGAUGAAUUUACCAUUCAGUUGUUGCUUAGCUUUGUCCAGUCUAAACAGUGUGGUGGAUCCGGUGCUCUACGUGCUUGCCAGCAAUGGAGGGAGGGACGACAUGCUUUUAUUCUGUUGUAAAAACAGGCAGAGACAGGAGACCGCCAGUCCUCUUGUUGAUUCAAAAUGGAGGACUAGAGUAACCAACUGACCUAAAGCCAAUCCUUGGGGUUUGAAACUGUGAGGGAUUCACUAAGAUUGAAUUGCGCUCACUUAUAUUAGCACACACUGUUUGUGUUGCUAAAGCAACUGAAGGAAUUAUGCUCCCAAACAUUUAGCAAUUUGCCAUUUUGUUCUUGAUCAAGACCAUAGACUGUUAAAAACAUGGAUGUCACAAGUGGGUUUGUGAAGAGCAUUUUUGAAGCCAAUAGUUGGUGGAGCCUGCUGUCGCCAUAUUGCCUGAAAAUGAUCAAAAUAGCAGGAUGUUGGUGGAGUUAAGAUUCCCAGUUGCUAAAACCACGCCUACUGUACCUCAACGUUUUUGGCCCUGUCCCAAAUGGGGCACCUAAUGUGGCCUUUCAGUCUCGUGGCCUAUAAUUGCAAGUGUUCCCUUAGUCUACAAGUCCAUGGGGUGUCUGUCAUGUUUAUACUCCGAAGUGUGCUCAUCAGAACCCCCUUUGCACCCUUGAUGCGGUCCUGGCAAAGUCUGCACUGCAGCAGGCUUCACGCACUUUACCAACCCAGAAGUCUUUGUGAAAGAGCAAUCAGAUGAAUCAGACGACGGAUGGGAGGAGUCACAACUGAUGGGCAACUUCCUAUUUCUGUCUUGACGCUCGAGUCUGUCCCAAAGUAUGACUCCGAUGGAACCUUAUGGACUCACGUCAAGGGUCCCUAAGGGCUGCACUACAUAAUGUCAUCUUUCCUGAAGUCCACAAGUCCGGAGUGUGCCAUUUGGGACAGACCCAGUGACAGCAGCAGCAGUUUACCUGUCACUCAUGUGGCCACGCCCUUAAUUUUGCAGAACUUUAAGGCUUAAACAGAUGAGAAAAAUGAAGGGCAAAAUUA
Misgurnus anguillicaudatus (oriental weatherfish) is the source of this 2739-nucleotide messenger RNA. RefSeq names its product G protein-coupled receptor 184 (gene gpr184). NCBI's taxonomy places the organism in Eukaryota, Metazoa, Chordata, Actinopteri, Cypriniformes, Cobitidae. The record is from RefSeq and is a predicted model, not a curated record. Gene Ontology annotation, molecular function: G protein-coupled receptor activity. Gene Ontology annotation, cellular component: membrane. Gene Ontology annotation, biological process: G1/S transition of mitotic cell cycle; G protein-coupled receptor signaling pathway; negative regulation of G2/M transition of mitotic cell cycle.